Molecule: messenger RNA, 2670 nt
Organism: Papaver somniferum (opium poppy)
Lineage: Eukaryota; Viridiplantae; Streptophyta; Magnoliopsida; Ranunculales; Papaveraceae
Product: N-terminal acetyltransferase B complex auxiliary subunit NAA25-like
Exons: 17
Coding region: 275-2299 (674 amino acids)
Biological process (GO): N-terminal peptidyl-methionine acetylation
Cellular component (GO): proteasome core complex; NatB complex; cytoplasm
Molecular function (GO): protein-N-terminal amino-acid acetyltransferase activity
Source: RefSeq, a predicted model, not a curated record
UGUAUCUUUUCUGAAUCGGGGGAAAAGAGCAUGCCCUAACAGUUCCUCCUCCUCAAUUUCCUCCUUCUAACAUCCCAUUUUAAUCUAAUUCUUAAUCUAAUUCUCUGUUACCUCAAAAACUCUCCUGUAAUCUAUCGCCACUGAACUCUCCUGCCGUGAAAUUUCUUGUUUUUGUUCCUGUGCUGAUGUUCCGCGAUUAUUAUGAUUCACUUCAUGAGGUGAUUGAUAUAUAUAUAUAUAUCCAGGUUCUGAUUGCAAGGAUUUCUCAUAAGAAAUGGAAGCCCUAGCCAUAAGCACUCCAGAGGAUAUGAAAAAACAAGAUUGGAUCAAGAAAGAUAAGUUGCACCAGGAAGUUGUAUCUUUACCCAAAAGAGAAUGUUCCAAAUUUGAGCCUCAAACUUCACUAUCAGCGGAUUUGAUCAGCUCAUUACCGGAUCAACAAUCAUCAAAAAGACUCAAGUUAGAGGAUCAAGCUUCUUCAGCUGUGGCAUCUUCGAAAAAUCUUAUCCUAAAGAACCAAAUCCAACUUGUUAAAGAUUCCAUUGAAUCUCGCCAGUUCAUAAAAGCUCUGAAGCUCAUCAAUGCUCUACAAUCCGAGUUUCCGACUUCUGCACUAGUUUUGGCUCUGAAGGCAUUGGUUUAUGAGAAAACUGUCGGUAAAGCUGAAGCACUGUCUAUUUGCUCAGACACCAAGGAACAUAUGCUCUCUGAUAUUUCAGUUCUUCCCGAUGUACUGACAAUAUUGGAGACUGUUUGCCAACGUCUCGGUCGCUUGGAUAUGGCUAUUGGUUAUUAUGAACAUGCUUGUGGGAAAGGUUUUGGAAGUUUGGAACUAAUGAGGGGAUUGUUUAAUUGCUAUGCUCGCGAGUCUUCAUUUGUGAAGCAACUAGGGGUUUCCGUCUUAAUGUAUAAGCUUGUUCGGGAGGACAAGUUUCUGUUCUGGGCUGUUCUCUGCAUUCAAUUACAGGUGCUUUCUCAUUUGCUCAAGAAGCAAACGGUGGCUAACUCGGAUGAACCAGAAGCCUUCCUCGUAUACAUUUCUAUGGGGGAGCAGCAAGCAAUGUACGACCCUGCUCAUGAGAUUCUUUCCAAGUUAGGCUCGACACUUCUAGUGGUCAAAUUUGAUAAGCAGCGUUCACAGGGGGGAAGGCUUCUUGCUCAUGUUUGUGACUAUACUGCUGCUGUUGAGGCCUUCAAGAAAAUAUUAGAGUCAUGCAGCCCUGGUGAUUGGCAAUCUUUCCUAAAGGAUAUUUGCUGUUCGCUUGAGGAUGAUAGCAAAUACAGAUAUUUGGCUUGCAAGAUAUCUCAAUUACCUAUGGUUAAUUGUGGUUCAGAAAUCUCGAAAGCACUACAGUUGUCAAACUUGAAGAAUGCUAGAAACAGAUGCCUUCAUAAGGGAAAGGACAGUGAUGCGCUUGAGGAGGCUAUUUAUGAGUACUUCAACAGUAUCGAUCACACAGCUCAAAGGUUCUUUCAAGUCUUGUCAAAAGAUGAAGAAUGCCAAUUGAUAGAAAAUCUUAUCAAGCCAGAUAUUUUGACUCCAGAUUUGCUAAAAGAAGAGUUCAGUAAAAUAUGUAUAGUCUCCAGUAUUCCAAAACGCUUUGGAAACUUCUCUGUGGGAGAAGGAUCUCGAUUUCAUGGGACUACAAUCGUUAUAAAAACUAAUAAGUUUAUCAUACUUGCUGGGGAUGGAAAACUAACAUCAGCUUAUUCCGACAAUGCAUUGCUGUCUAGAAGUGAUAAGGUUAGACAAUUUGAUGAUUUGUGUAUUGCCAUAUGUGGAGUUUGGAAAGGUUUCAGUAAUACUGUCAGUAUUUUGCGAAAGUAUAUGAGAUGUUUCAAAAAAAAUGGGAAAGGAAGGCCCACGGUCAGAAAGUUUGCCGAGUACAUUGCAGAUGAAGCUCCCUUGUUGAAUCGAGUGACUGAAGUUGUUGUUUGCGCUUUUGAUGAUCUAGAGGAUGACCAAACUCCAGCUCCAUGCGUUUCAUGUGCCGACAAAUCCUAUUGUUUUGAUGUGGAAAAGUCUUUUUACUGUUCUGGAUCCUGUGUUAGUCACGUGAAAAGUAUCUUAUCAGAAGGAAAUAUUCGUCCGGACAUGGGGCUUGCAGAGGCAAUUACUUUAGUUGAAAGAGCACUAGUAGUUGCGGCUAUCUUUGACAAUUGCACUGGUGGAUUAGCAAAUAUUACCGUGAUUGACAAUUACAAGAACGUAAAGGUAAUGGCUAGAGAACAUAUACGCACUACAUUAUGGGAAAGACAUCGUUAUUUUUUUGAAAACAGGGAGAAGACCAAAAUAUGAAGAGAACAUGACGUAGAAGAAAAAGAGGAAGGAGGAAUACAAUCGUCACCAAUAUGCAUCAGAAACUUGGAUGCCGGUGUGUUCUAAUUUCUUCAUGAUUGAUAAAUUUUCAUUGGUUGCUACUACUGAGACGUUUAUAGUUCUGUAUGUUAGACCUUGUUAAGCAUUCGGUGCGCGUUUCAUGGAUUUAUUGUUAGUAUAGAUGACAUAAGCUACAUUAGGAUGUUCUGCCUUAAUGAUUGUACUUCAAGAUAUUCCUAGUUUCUUUAUGAAGUGAAAGUGUUGAUUGGAAUUAAAUAUGCUGGUAGAUUUUGAGACAACUUAAAACUCUAAUGGAAGAGAAGUCCCAGUGCUUGGGGGAUGCAUUCUUA